ACCUAACAUAUAAACUCGUCUUUUUUCUCCCCAUUGAAGCCUCCACUUAAGCUAGGGUUUGCAGAGCUAGCACCAGCCACCGCACACACUUCACCUCAGAUCUCCUCGCCUCUGCAAAAAUUUAACAAUGGCUACAGCACAAAUCAGCAAGAAGCGAAAGUUUGUUGCUGACGGAGUUUUCUUCGCUGAACUUAACGAGGUAUUGACCAGAGAGCUUGCCGAGGAUGGAUACUCUGGCGUUGAAGUUAGAGUUACACCAAUGCGUACUGAGAUUAUCAUUAGAGCUACUCGCACGCAAAAUGUUCUCGGUGAGAAAGGUCGGAGGAUUAGGGAGCUGACGUCGGUGGUGCAAAAGAGAUUUAAGUUUCCUGAAAACAGUGUGGAGUUAUAUGCUGAGAAGGUUAAUAGCAGAGGACUUUGCGCUAUUGCCCAGGCUGAGUCUCUCCGUUACAAGCUUCUUGGUGGUCUUGCUGUUCGUAGGGCUUGUUAUGGUGUGUUGAGGUUUAUAAUGGAAAGCGGUGCUAAAGGAUGUGAGGUGAUUGUCAGUGGUAAGCUAAGGGCACAACGUGCCAAAUCUAUGAAGUUCAAGGAUGGAUACAUGAUUUCUUCUGGUCAGCCAGUCAAAGAUUAUAUCGACUCUGCUGUGAGACACGUUCUACUACGACAGGGGGUUCUUGGUAUCAAGGUCAAGAUUAUGCUCGAUUGGGAUCCCAAAGGAAAACAGGGCCCAACUACUCCUCUGCCUGAUUUGGUGACCAUCCAUUCUCCGAAAGAGGAAGAAUUGCGACCACCAGUGUUGGCAACUGAGGUCGAGGUCCCAGUGGCUUAACUAGUUGUAUCUUGGAGUUAAUCUCCUGAUUGAUUUUGAUAUUAUUAUUAUUUACUCCUUUAGAUUGCUUCAAUUUCAUGUUUGCAAUGUUGUCACACUAAGCUUUUUGCUCUUUCUUAUUGAUACCCUUUUCCAAAUGAUACUCAAUUUUGUUUUUGCUAGA
Ricinus communis (castor bean) is the source of this 992-nucleotide messenger RNA. RefSeq names its product 40S ribosomal protein S3-2. The transcript has 6 exons. Bases 128 to 829 code for a protein of 233 amino acids. The record is from RefSeq and is a predicted model, not a curated record. Gene Ontology annotation, cellular component: nucleus; cytosolic small ribosomal subunit. Gene Ontology annotation, molecular function: structural constituent of ribosome; RNA binding. Lineage: Eukaryota; Viridiplantae; Streptophyta; Magnoliopsida; Malpighiales; Euphorbiaceae. Gene Ontology annotation, biological process: translation.